AAGUUUAUAAACUGAAAGGUCCUAGAAGUUUGCUCAGCCUUCAAAUAAUCUUAGUGAGAAAAAUGCAUCAUCUAUGUUCAUUGAGUAAUCAUUAAUAAUUCUAUUACUAUUAGACUUAAUCUAGUCUGUGUAUUUUGAUUGUGUAUGGUUACUAAAUGCAUCAUCUUAUUGAGAUUUCGAUUCGAUUUCGAACUACUAUUCGUGUAUGCUGAUGUUAUAAACCCAUGGAUCUUUGGUAUAUUUCCUAUUGUGCUUGUUUACUCUGUUUAGUGGGGAGAAUACGUGCACUGUCCCAUAGCAUUAUCAAUCAAUCUCAAUCUCUAAGUGAUGGUGAGAGCUUAGUUUCUGAAGGGGGAACUUUUGAACUGGGUUUCUUUAGUCCAGGCAGUUCAACGCACCGGUACUUGGGCAUUUGGUAUAAGAAUAUCCCCGUUAAAACUAUCGUUUGGGUGGCAAACAGGAAAACACCAAUUAAAGAUCGCACUGGAGUAUUCACGAUAAACAACACGGGAAGUAUUCAAGUUACCAGUAGGACUAGUGGUGUUAUUUGGUCAACAAAUUCAUUCAAGGCCACUAAAUCACCUGCUAUACAACUUUUAGAUUCUGGGAAUCUUGUCGUAAUCGACGAGAAGGGAAUCUAUCUGUGGCAGAGCUUUGAUUACCCUUCUGAUACACUGUUACCUGGAAUGAAGCUUGGAUGGGAUUUACGAACGGGUCUUAAUAGGCAGCUCUCUUCAUGGAAAAACUCAGAUGACCCUUCCCCUGGAGAACUAAGUGACGGGAUAGAGCUUCAUGAAUUUCGCGAGUCUGUUGUGUGGAAGGGCUCUGAGAAGUACUUCCGUGGUGGUCCAUGGAAUGGAGAGCAGUUUAGUGGAGCCCCUGAUUUAAAGGUGAAUUCGGUAUAUGAUUACAACUUUAUAUCUAAUGAAGACGAAGUGUACUAUACCUACCAGCUCAAGAACAAGUCCGUCUUUUCAAGGUUGAUCUUGAAUGAUUCAACCUCUUCUCGGCAACGGUAUGUGUGGGCGGAAUCUAGUCGAGCCUGGAACCUCUAUUCAUUAGUGCCAUAUGAUUAUUGUGAUACUUACGGUCUUUGUGGUGCGAAUUCUGUUUGCAUAAUCACUGACUCACCUAGGUGUCAAUGCUUGGAAGGGUUUAAACCGAAAUCACUAAAUAGCUGGAACUCGAUGGACUGGCUGGAGGGAUGCAUUCUUAGCAAGCCAUUUAGCUGUGAGAGUAAGGACGUUUUUGUCAAAUUUUCUGAGCUAAAACUACCAGAUACUACUAAAUCUUGGGUAAGUGGUACUAUGAAUCUUCAAGAGUGCAGGGAAGCAUGCUUGAAAAAUUGUUCGUGUAUGGCUUACUCAAAUUUAGAUAUUAGAGGACAAGGAAGUGGAUGUGCCCUUUGGUUCGGUGAUCUGAUUGAUAUCCGGCAGGUUUCAAAUGGUGGCCAGGACCUUUAUAUACGGAUUGAGGCUUCAAAAAAAGCUGGAAGGCGUGUCGUUAAUGCAGUCUUAAUUAGUCUAAUCACCGUGGCUGUGCUUUUUGGGUUGGUUCUCUUUCGCUACUAUCUUUCUCGCAGGAAGACGAAGGUUAAAGGGAUAGUACUCGGACGAGAUCACUGGCCCAGUGAAGGCCCAAAAGAAGACCUAGAGCUACUGUUCUUUGAAUUGGCAACAAUGGUUAAUGCUACUGAUAACUUUUCAUCUAACAACAAGCUUGGUGAAGGAGGGUUUGGACCUGUUUACAAGGGAACACUAGUAGAUGGACGGGAAAUCGCAGUGAAGAGGCUUUCCAAGAGUUCUGAGCAAGGAUUGAAUGAAUUCAUAACUGAAGUAAAGCUGAUAGCAAAACUUCAGCACCGUAAUCUUGUAAAGCUUGUUGGAAGUUGCAUUGCUGGUGAAGAGAAGAUGUUGGUCUAUGAAUACAUGACUAAUGGGAGCUUGGACUCUUUUGUUUUUGAUCAAACAAGGCGGACACAAUUGGGUUGGUCAAAGUUCUUUGAGAUCAUCGGUGGAAUGGCCCGUGGUCUUCUCUACCUUCACCAGGAUUCAAGAUUGAGAAUUAUUCACAGAGAUCUCAAAGCAAGUAAUGUGUUGCUUGAUUCUGAGCUGAAUCCGAAGAUUUCAGACUUUGGUUUGGCGAGAACCUUUCAAGGAGAUCAGUGCGGAGACAACACAGAAAGGGUUGUUGGAACUCUUGGCUAUAUGGCUCCAGAAUACGCGCUCUAUGGUCUAUUCUCAGUAAAAUCUGAUGUCUUCAGUUUUGGCUUGCUAUUGUUGGAGAUAGUAAGUGGAAAGAAGAAUCGAUGCUUCCAUCAUCAUCAUCAUCAUGGUCUUAUUGGAUACGCAUGGAGAAUGUGGACAGAAGGGACACCCCUCGAAUUAGUUGAUUCCUCGCUUGAGUACGAAACGAGUUCUAUGUCGGAGAUAUUAAGGUGCAUUCAUGUAAGUCUGUUAUGUGUCCAGCAGAGUCCGGACGACAGACCAAAUAUGUCUACCCUGGUUCUGAUGUUGAAUGGAGAGAGUACACUACCACAGCCAAAAGAACCCGGUUUUCUGAGAGAUAUGAUACCAGUUGAAAUUACUUGUAUUAGGUCGUCUGAGUAUGAUGACUCUUGCACUGCAAAUGAAAUUACAUUCUCCUCGUUUGGGGCUCGUUAGAGAACUUCUAACAUUAUUACAACUUAUUUGUUAUUGUUUUUACUUUAUUAGGUAAUGAUGGUUAGAAACAAACCUAUUGGCAAUGCAA
This is a messenger RNA of Lycium barbarum (goji berry), 2751 nucleotides long. Its product is annotated as G-type lectin S-receptor-like serine/threonine-protein kinase At4g27290. The record is from RefSeq and is a predicted model, not a curated record. Gene Ontology annotation, biological process: protein phosphorylation; recognition of pollen. The transcript is spliced from 8 exons. Gene Ontology annotation, molecular function: ATP binding; protein serine/threonine kinase activity. NCBI's taxonomy places the organism in Eukaryota, Viridiplantae, Streptophyta, Magnoliopsida, Solanales, Solanaceae. The coding region runs from base 225 to 2663 and encodes 812 amino acids.